Molecule: messenger RNA, 1587 nt
Organism: Fonsecaea multimorphosa CBS 102226
Lineage: Eukaryota; Fungi; Ascomycota; Eurotiomycetes; Chaetothyriales; Herpotrichiellaceae
Exons: 4
Coding region: 1-1587 (528 amino acids)
Biological process (GO): carbohydrate transport; transmembrane transport
Cellular component (GO): membrane
Molecular function (GO): carbohydrate:proton symporter activity
Source: RefSeq, a predicted model, not a curated record
AUGGCUUUCACUCAGACUGUUCAUCAGGCCGAGUACCACCAUUCAUCACGCCGCCAGUUCAAGUGGCAGAAUGUACUCUUCAUAGUGGCUGCAAGUCUCGGCUCUUGCAUGUAUGGCUACUCCGCAUCGGUGAUAUCGACCACGUUGAUCCAGUCUUCAUUUAUCAAAGUGAUGGGAUUGGAUACUGCAGCAAAUGCGUCAGACUUGAAAGGGUUGACUGGAAGUAUGUACCAGGUCGGCGGCUUUUUGGGCACGUUCACCGUGUCCCCGAUCUCAGACAAAUGGGGUCGCAAAAUAGGCAUUGCCGUUCCAGCGGCUUGUGCCUGUGUGACGGCCGCUCUGCUGGCAGGAAGUGUCAACAUCAAAAUGUUCAUCGCUUUCAGAUUCCUUGCAGGAAUGGCGGCGUAUAACAUUGUGUCCUCGGUUCCAGUUUGGAUGAGUGAGGUGGCUCCGCCGAGUGUUCGAGGAGUCUUGGUUGAUAUUCAUGGUAUUAGUCUGCUGUUUGGUUAUGCCCUUGCUUCAUGGGUCGGAUUUGCGUUUUGGAAGCAGGGCAACGACAACGGGUGGAGAGCUCUCCAAGCUCUCAACGCCACGCCUGGAAUUCUCCUGCUAGGGUUUUUGCCAUGGCUACCCGAGUCACCAAGAUGGCUGCUCAUGAAUGAUCGUUACGAAGAGGCGGAAGCAGUUCUAAAGAAGCUGCACACCGAGGAAGAGGCUGCCGUCGAACUGGCGCAGAUUGCAACGCAAGUUCGCGUUGACAGAACGCUCGAGUCGUCAUACUGGUCUUUGAUUAAGAAACCGAGCUAUCGGAAGAGGGCGAUCAUGAGUUUUAUAAUCCCGGCUGGAAUUCAACUGAGCGGUCCGUUGGUUUUGAACAACUAUGGGCCAACGUUGUACGGUGCGCUGGGUUAUGACACAGAACAGCAGUUUCUGUACCAGAUCGGCUGGUAUACCGUGGCUAUCGGAGGAGGCUUCCUUGCACUCUUCGUUGUCGAGAGGGUUGCACGUCCCAAAUUGAUUGCUUUCGGGAUUCAAUUCUGUCUUUGCUGUCUGGCCAUCGAGGCAGCUUUGGUCGCCACAUACACCACACCAGAGGCGCUCGAACAUCCCAACGACAACGCGUUGAGAGCAUCCGUGGCCAUGCUAUUCGUAUAUGUGGUGAUGUGGGAGAUCUGUCUCGAUGGAACCCAGUUCGUUUAUAUUUCCGAGAUCUGUCCCAACCAUCUUCGUGCCAAAGGCAUCGCCCUCGGCAUGGCGGGUCUCUGCGCAAUGAACAUUAUGUGGCUGCAAGUUGCCCCGAUUGCGUUCCAGACCAUAAGAUGGAAGUUUUAUCUCUGCUUCAUCAUCCCCGGGACGGCCUUCGUUUGCUUCCUGCUUUACUGGUUCCCGGAUACGCGAGGAUAUCCCCUCGAGGAAGUGGCAAAGAUUUUCGGUGACGAAGAUGAGAUCUCCACUGCUCACAACUUACAUGAGCCGUCUGAGACUGUUGCAGUUGAAAAGGUUGAUGUUGGAGAAACCUUACUGGAGGCUAAUAGACAGGCUGAGACUAAGUCGCCCAUGAUGUUGGCUCACGUGGAGAGUGCUUGA